AUGAAUGUAGAUAAUUGCAUUGUGUAUCGCCUCAUAGAGGGGAACAUUAUUACAAAAGGUACACUACUCUGUCCCAUUACCAAGUGGCUUGAGAGCUGCUACUUGAGAAUCCAGAAGAAGAGAAAGCUCUGCGACAGUGGCAAGCUUCCCUGUGUGCUGACCUGCCACUUGGGCCAUACGAUCCAGCAGAGGCAAUGGUGCUUUAAAUGUCAGUGGCGGAUAGAGAUGCUGAUUCGAGCCUUUGACAGGCACUUACAGCUCGGUCUCCUGUGUCUGUGGGUCCGCGCCUUCCCGAGACUGGAGUUGGAUUUCCUUUUUGGAAUCCUACAUUUUGGGGGCUCGUCCGGGAUCUGCGCGGUCACCCCAGACUCCGAAGACCCCUUGGAGGUAAGCCUGAGUGACUGGGUGUGCGAGUGUGUGCGGCGCCGCGAAGCAUUGCUUUGGUCUCGGUAUCUGGGCAGCCGCCGCUUCGGCCGAGAGGGCCCAGCGGCUGCAGUGGCAGACCCCGGGGUCUACCCUGAGAUUGAGCCUCCUCCCGAAUGGCCCCCUUUCUCGCCUCCCCCUUACCCCUCCCCCGCUCCAGGAUCGCAAUCAGGACGGAGGGCGACUGGCUCGGGUCCCUCCGCUGGAACCCGAAGCCGCCGCGGAGCCACUCCGGACGGGCCUGAUACCACGGUGGCGCUCCCGCUAAGAGAGUAUGGAGCUCCUGCGGGGCCCAACCAGCUGUCACCCCUCCAAUACUGGCCUUUCUCUUCCUCAGACCUGUAUAACUGGAAAAAUAACCAUCCCCCCUUUUCAGAAAACCCCGCCGGAUUAACCGCCCUGAUAGAGUCCCUAAUGUUUUCCCAUCAGCCCACUUGGGAUGACUGUCAACAGCUCUUACAGGCACUCUUCACCACGGAGGAGAGAGAAAGAAUCACACAGGAAGCAAGAAAGAAUAUCCGAGGCACCAACGGGCAGCCGGCAACGAUAGCUGAGGCGGAAGAAGGGUUUCCGCACAACCGACCCAACUGGGACUAUAACACGGCUGAAGGUAGGGGGUCGCUGUCCGCUUACCGCCGGGCUCUAGUGGCGGGUCUCCGGGGAGCCGCAAGGCGGCCCACCAAUUUGGCUAAGGUAAGAGAGAUUCAGCAAGGACCCACUGAACCCCCCUCCGUUUUCCUAGAACGACUGAUGGAGGCUUACCGCAGGUACACGCCCUUUGAUCCGUCCUCGGAAGGGCAGAAGGCCUCUGCCAUUAUGGCCUUUAUUGGACAGUCAGCCCCAGAUAUAAAGAGGAGAUUACAAAGGCUAGAGGGGCUGCAAGACUACGACCUGCGGGACGUAAUAAAGGAGGCUGAAAAGGUGUAUCAUAAAAGGGAGAGUGAAGACGAAAAGCGAGAGAGAGAGAGAAGGGAGGCUGAGGAGAGGGAAGACAGGAGAGACAGGAGACGAGAAAAAAAACUAACUAAAAUACUGGCCGCAGUGAUAAAAGCGACAGGGCCAGAUCACAGACAGUCAGGGAACCUGGGCAACGCCCCACGACCAGGCUCACGCAGACGGCAACCCUUGGACAAGGACCAAUGUGCCUAUUGUAAGGAGAGAGGACACUGGGCAAGGGAAUGCCCCAAGAAAAGGGCCACACCCAAGGUGUUGUCUUUAGGAGAGGACGAAGAAUAGCGGGGACGGGGCUCGGGCCCCCUCCCCGAGCCUAGGGUAACCCUAACUGUUGAGGGGACCCCUAUGAGUUUUCUGAUUGAUACUGGGGCUGAAUAUUCAGUACUGAAGCAACCUUUGGGGAAAUUAAAAACUAAAAAGACUCUGGUUGUUGGAGCCACUGGGCAGAAACAAUACUCAUGGACUACUUCCCGGACAGUGGACUUGGGGAAAGGAAGGGUGUCCCAUUCCUUCCUAGUGAUUCCUGAAUGCCCGACCCCGUUGCUAGGUCGAGACCUUUUAACCAAACUGAAAGCUCAAAUAGAUUUUGCUCAACCUCGGCCUACAGUAUCCUGGUCCGCACCUACCACCAUGAUAUUGGCCCUGGAGCUAGAGGAAGAAUAUCGGCUCCAUCAGCAGCCUAAGCCUAGAGCUCGGCUCAAUACCGAUAAGUGGCUGAUCGAAUUUCCAACGGCAUGGGCUGAAACCGGGGGACUAGGGACGGCUACGAGAAUUCCCCCAGUCGUGAUAGAUCUUAAGGCCGGAGCCCUCCCGAUAAGGGUGCGUCAAUACCCAAUGAGCAAAGAGGCCAGAGAAGGAAUCCGCCCCCAUACCCAGAGGCUGCUCCAACAAGGAAUCCUGGUUCCUUGCCAGUCUCCUUGGAACACCCCCCUCCUGCCUGUAAAAAAGCCUGGAACUAAUGAUUAUAGGCCGGUCCAGGAUUUGAGAGAAGUAAAUAAGAGAGUGCAGAAUUUACACCCUACCGUGCCAAACCCAUAUAACCUACUCAGCUCCCUCCCCCCAUCACGAAAAUGGUACACUGUCUUGGACCUGAAAGAUGCAUUCUUCUGUCUACGGCUUCACCCAAAAAGCCAAUUACUUUUUGCUUUCGAGUGGCGCGACCCUGAUAUGGGGAUCGUUGGACAACUGACUUGGACGAGACUACCUCAAGGUUUUAAAAACUCCCCUACCCUGUUUGAUGAAGCCCUCCACAGGGACUUGACUGAUUAUAGGGUUAAAAACCCUCAAGUGACUCUUUUACAGUAUGUAGAUGAUCUACUGUUGGCGGCGGAAACCCCGGGAGACUGUGAAGAAGGGACCAAGCGCCUCCUGGCCGAGUUGGGUGAGUUGGGAUACCGGGCGUCGAAAAAAAAGGCACAGUUGUGCCAGGAAAAAGUAGUCUACUUAGGCUACACAUUAAAGGACGGCCAAAGGUGGUUAACCGACGCACGGAAAAAGACUGUGACCCAGAUUCCGGCCCCAACCUCCGCUCGCCAGGUAAGGGAAUUCCUGGGGACAGCCGGCUUCUGCCGAUUGUGGAUCCCUGGGUUUGCUACCCUGGCUGCUCCACUGUACCCAUUGACUAAGGAAAGUGGGAACUUUGUCUGGACUCUAGAGCACCAGAAGGCUUUUGAGACUCUAAAACGGGCAUUAUUAGAGGCACCCGCGUUGGCCCUACCAGAUUUGACCAAGCCCUUCACCUUGUAUGUAGAUGAAAGAAAGGGAAUCGCCCGGGGAGUCCUAACUCAAGCCCUUGGGCCCUGGAAGCGCCCAGUCGCAUAUCUAUCAAAAAAACUGGAUCCGGUAGCCAGUGGAUGGCCCUCCUGCUUAAGGGCAAUCGCCGCCACUGCCCAGCUGGUAAAAGAUGCAGAUAAGUUAACUCUGGGCCAACAGAUAACCGUAGUAGCCCCCCAUGCCUUAGAAAGCAUUAUCAGACAGCCUCCAGAUCGAUGGAUGACUAACGCCCGGAUGACUCACUACCAAAGUCUGCUCCUAACUGAGAGAAUUACCUUCGCCCCACCGGCCAUCUUAAACCCGGCCACACUACUGCCCGAAGCAGAUGAUGAAAUACCUGUUCACCAAUGCGGCGACAUCUUGGCAUCAGAAACGGGGACCCGACCCGAUCUGCCGGAUGAGCCAUGGGCUGGGGCCCCUAAUUGGUACACCGACGGCAGCAGCUUUAUGGCAGAAGCCCGCUUGAAAGCACUCGAGGCCGUCAGGCGCGACAUCUGGAACCAGCUAAAAGAGGCCUACCAGCCUGGUGAUCUGCUCAUCCCGCACCAAUUCCAGGUUGGGGACUCUGUCCUUGUGAGACGACAUCGGACGGGGUCAUUAGAGCCACGUUGGAAGGGGCCCUACGUGGUGCUCCUCACUACGCCCACAGCAGUCAAGGUGGACGGUAUAACCUCUUGGGUUCACGCCACACACGUAAAGAAGGCACCCCAGAAUGCAGCAGAUCUCUGGAAGGUGGAAAAGACUGAUAACCCUCUUAAACUGCGUUUGCGUCAUGGGAACGGCGAGCAGGUCGUCCAAUCCUAAUCCCCACGCUCCUCAACUGCUCACGUGGCAAGUCGUCUCCCAGGUAGGAGAUAUAACCUGGUCAAUCCAAAAAACUGCUUCCCCUUGGACAUGGUGGCCAGACUUACACCCUGACCUUUGUAAACUGGCUAUAGGAACCCCCGACUGGGAUUUCAUGGGUCGACGAAGGGGGGCAAAACAAGCCGGAGGAUGCCACUCCCCCCAUCGCAAGGGUAAACUAAAGGCAUACCCCUUUUACGUGUGUCCCGGUCACCACAGACCUCGUUCAAUUGACUCCUGGUGCGGGGGCAAAGAAGACUUCUACUGUAAAAACUGGGGAUGUGAAACCAGUGGGACUACUUAUUGGGAACCCUCCUCUUCUUGGGAUUUAAUCAGGGUUAGAGCAAAUUAUAGCCACCAGAUGAGUCGGGGCUCAGAAUGCAAUACCUGGUGCCACCCCUUAACCAUUCAGUUCACAGGGAAGGGAAAAACAAUUAAAACCUGGAUCGGGAAUGGUCAUUCAUGGGGAAUAAGAUUGUACAAAGAACGGUA
Messenger RNA from Diceros bicornis minor, 4485 nucleotides. RefSeq lists its product as uncharacterized. Gene Ontology annotation, molecular function: aspartic-type endopeptidase activity; zinc ion binding; nucleic acid binding. NCBI's taxonomy places the organism in Eukaryota, Metazoa, Chordata, Mammalia, Perissodactyla, Rhinocerotidae. Gene Ontology annotation, biological process: virion assembly; proteolysis. The record is from RefSeq and is a predicted model, not a curated record. The transcript has 5 exons.